AUGGUCACGCCUGGAGUUUCGCUGGCUGCAGGAGCUGUUUCAGGAGGCAUAGAAGCCACUAUCACAUAUCCCUUUGAAUUCGCCAAGACGUUGGCACAGCUCAGUGCCAGGCAAGCUGUCAGCGGCACGACCAGCAUCUCUCGCUCUCCAUUUGCCGAGAUUUCCCAAGCUGUUCGCCAUGGUGGUUUCGGGGCAAUCUACACCGGCUGUUCGUCAUUGAUUGUCGGCACCGCAUGCAAAGCCGGUGUACGCUUUCUUUCCUUUGACACUAUAAAGAACCAACUCGUCGACUCCAACGGCAAGCUCUCGCCCGGGUACGCUAUCCUCGCCGGUAUGAUUGCGGGAGCUGUUGAGAGUGUCACUGUCGUAACGCCAACCGAGCGCAUCAAGACCGCUCUGAUUGACGACGCGAGAUCUCCCAACCGACGGCUCAACAACGGUUUCCAUGCUUUACGCGUCAUUGUCGCUGAACGAGGUAUCCGUGAACUCUAUCGCGGUCUCUUAUCUACCACGGUCAAGCAAUCAGCCACCUCAGGCGUACGCAUGGGAUCUUAUAAUAUCAUCAAGCAACUUGUGCCGUCAGAUAAAAAAGGACCUGUAGUUACUUUUGGGAUCGGUGCUACGGCCGGGGUCAUUACAGUCUACGCGACUCAGCCGUUUGACACGAUCAAAACAAGAACUCAGGGUACUAAAGGUGCUACAACAGUAGAAGCAUUCCGGCAGGUUCUUCGCGAUGGCGGCAUCAGGGGGUUCUGGAGCGGUAGUUCCAUGAGACUGGGGAGAUUGAUUCUCAGUGGCGGCAUUGUAUUCACGGCAUAUGAGAACGUGGCGUCAUUGCUUAUGGGCCUGAAGCGAUAA
Messenger RNA from Fusarium vanettenii 77-13-4, 858 nucleotides. RefSeq lists its product as uncharacterized. The record is from RefSeq and is a predicted model, not a curated record. The transcript has 4 exons. Gene Ontology annotation, biological process: mitochondrial citrate transmembrane transport. Lineage: Eukaryota; Fungi; Ascomycota; Sordariomycetes; Hypocreales; Nectriaceae. The coding region runs from base 1 to 858 and encodes 285 amino acids.